GAGAGGGUGCCCUUUUUUAUUAUUAUUUUGCCAGCGUCUCGCUUCCUCUUCCCAAAGAACCCCGCGGCGUGGGUGGCGCAAAGAAAGAAUCUGCCCUGGGGUGGUUUUCAUUUCAUUUUUUUAAUUAUAACGUUCUCCGAUUUCGUUUUUGCCAAGCCCUGAAUGGACCGGGUCUUGUUGCGCAGAAGGAUCCGGGGAUGGGGGACCUAUUUAAAUAAGUGCCAAUGAUAAAACUGUGCAGGGAAGCCUUGUGUUCCACCUUUGGGACAUCCGAUUCUAAAAGAGGGCUGUCCUUUCUCUCCACCUUGGCUUCAAGAUGUCUGCUCCCUCAGCUGGUUGUGAUGGAGAGAUGCCGUGGUCAAACUGAGUCCCUGCUUUGUGCCUUAACCUGCAGCUUUAUCUCUCAUUGUCUUUGGAUCUCUUCAGAAAGUGGACGGCACCCUUCAGUUUCUUGAAGACCUGUUAGUCUCUUUUAGUCAUGGGGCCUGGCCUAUUAAUUGCAUCACUUUUACCUGUCUGCAUUUUGCUACUUGCCGUGAAUUCUCAGAACUUCAUCAAGAAACCGAAGGAACAGAAGAUGGAGCACAGGCUUCUGAUUAAUGAGGUCAAUGCCGAUAAUCCGGGGGAAGACACCUCUGAGUAUGUGGAAUUGUAUCACACCAGUGGGCAACAGGUCCCUUUGGAUGGCUACUCCUUGGUCUUCUACAAUGGCAGAGGCAACAUGGCCUACAAAGUCAUGGAUCUUAAGGACUUUUCCACCAAUAACCAAGGCUUCCUCCUUAUUGGAUCCUCCACAGUGGUUCCAAGACCGGCAGUGAUCAUUCCAAGGAACACAAUCCAGAACGGGCCAGAUGCUAUCGCUCUCUAUUAUGGGAGGCUGGACUUGUAUGAGAAAAUGAAUGUUACCAGUGAAGGGCUGGUGGAUGCUUUGGUCCAUAAGUCUAAAGAGAAUGACCGAGCAGAUGAGCUGGUCAGUGUCCUGACCCCAGGUGUGGAGCCUUUCUUGGAGGACCCUUUUUUCAGGACCAUGGAUGAGUCACUGGAAAGAUGCCACGGCACGGAUUAUUCUCAGUUGUUCUUCCAAGUGGGCGCGCCAACCCCUGGCUUGGAUAAUCACUGUAUUCCCUUUUCGCAGCUGAACGCCUCUGUUGUGUUGAUCAACGAGGUUAAAGUGACCUCCUCCCCUGGAGAAUGUGAGUUUAUAGAGCUGCAAGGGCCUCCUUCCACUGAGGUGAAGGACCUGGUGCUGGUGUUGAUUGAGGGGACGACUCAAGAGAUUUACUUCAUCAUGGAGGUGCACGGCAAAACGUCUCUUGAUGGGCUGCUUCUCCUUGGCACAGACCAAUCCAGAAUUCCAGUUGACCUGACAUUCCCCCCAAAUUCCAGCAGUCCCCUCUUCAGAACAGGUACCAAUGCCAUUGCCCUAUACAGAGGAUCCAACGGCAGUUUUGCCCUACGGGCUGCCGCAACAGCAACGAACCUCCUGGAUGCCUUGGUUUACACAACGAUGGAGGGCACCGAUUUGAAGCUGCGGGACGUCUUGACCCCCGGGAAACCCCUCUUCUAUGUGAGAGAGCGAUCCCAUCAGAACGAUACAUCUGUGAACCGGUGUGUCUGCUGCUCCACCACCCGUGAUUCCUCUGCCUAUUCUCUUGGCAACCCCACACCUCGACAAUUCAACGACUGCCCCAAGAGGCGCUUUGGUCAAGAAAUUUCCUUGUGCCUUCAAGCACCAGAUUGCCAGCAAGAGAUUCUGGAGAAAAGCCAGAUCCAGAUCUCUUUGUCCCAGGUCCUAGAUAAGCGGUGCAACUGCGGAAUCUCUCCCAUUUAUUUCAAAGAUCCUGCUGUAACAUGCAACGGCAUGGAACUGGUGUUCACGGCUGUCCUGACUGCCAGAUCAGCAGAACAGCUUACUAAGCUGCUUCAGGCCUUCUCAAUCGCCUUGGAGAGCGAGGAGGUGAUGAACUUUGGGAAGUGGAACAGCACGGUGCGAAAGGCUUGUCCGAGCCACGCGAACAUGACGGAGACAACUCCAGCACUAACAUCGGAGAGUCCGAGGAUGACCACAGCGCCUCCAAUUCCGCCGAUGGAGCUGCUCAUCAACGAAGUGAAUCCAGACAACCCGGGCUCACGGGAGGACAUGGAGUACAUCGAGCUCUUUUACCCUGGGCAAGUACCAUUUGAGCUCCGGGACUACUGGCUCGUCCUCUACAACGGCAAGAACAACUUGGCUUACUCGGUGAUAGACCUGUCAGGCCACAGUACUGAUGCGCGGGGCUACUUCCUGGUGGGUAGCGCCAGGGUAACCCCCAAGCCCUCAAUUGUUCUACGUGACAACACCAUCCAGAAUGGAGUGGAAGCCGUGGCCCUCUAUCAUGGCCCAAGGGACGCCUUCAAAAUGAACACGCCCCUGACGUCCAAGGGGUUGGUGGACGCCGUGGUGUACAAGGCCCGGGGCUCGGAGAACCCAGACAAGCUGCUUGCUGUUCUCACCCCGGGCCAGAGCAUCCUGUACGAGAACGACUCUCACAGCACUGAAGACGAGUCUCUCAGCCGAUGUUUCAGUCUGAGGCCCAGGAACCAAAGCAGCUUUCAGAUGACGGAACUAACCCCUUUCCGGGAAAAUGCUUGCCCGCCUCUCGGCUCGAAUUCCACAGGGGAGACACCCCACCAACAUUCCGUCGUCAUCAACGAACUGGACAUGGCCAACACCAGCAUUGUGCACCGGUUCAUCGAGCUGAAAGGGAAACCCGGGACCAGCUUGGAAGGAUACCGUUUGGUUUUUUUUGCUAAGCCCAAUGUCGUACCGUAUGCCAAUAUCCAACUGGAGGGCACAUUUGGAAGCAACGGCCUGUUCCUUCUUUUACCAGAAGGACAAUCCAGGCCUGGCGAGGCUCAUGAGCAAAUGGUAACUCCUUUAUGGAGCCAUCUUCCCUCUCAGUUGGGGAUCCAAGUUGUUGCGCUUUUCAGCCCUAGGACACAAUUCCCAAACCAACUUUUAACUACUGCGAAGAACGUGGAAGAUACUGUGGCUUAUGCGUGGCAGCCCAGUGCCAUCCAAGGCCAUCUUGGUUUUCUUGAGACUGUCCACUUCAUAUCCCAGAAAGGAAAAAGGCCGUUCUCCUUGAGCCGCUGCCCUUCCUGCAAGGAGACCUUUGCCGUCUCUGAUCCCACACCUGGCUUGCAGAACAGCUGCCCUCGAGACUCUCUUUCUGUGGAUCUUGGGAUGUGCCUGCAAACGCCCAAUUGUUCCAUGUGGCGUUGGAACCCGACAAUACUGGCCAACCUCCGACAAGCAUUGGCAGCAUCCAUGGAACAGAGCUGUUUGUGCAGCAUCUCUCCGUGCUAUCUGCAAGGGCUUAAUUUUACCUGCCUUAAUUCCACCCUGAAACUCUCUGGCCAGGUGUGGGCCAGGUCACCUGAGCAACAGCAGCUUCUCAUCAAGUGGCGGUCUAGCUUCUCCGUCAGUCCCCACCUAUUUAUUGUGGAUGGGAGACCCCUGAAAGCAAAUGCAACGUGCUUCCCUCCGGAUGUAACAGUGUUGAAGUUUGAAGCUUCAUUUCAAGCUUGGCAGAUUGCUCUCACUAUCUUGGGGUCCGUCCUGCUUGUACUGCUGUUAGCCGGUGCAGCUUUUUACUGGAUCAAACGGCGGCCUCAGAAUUACAGCAACAUUGAGCUGAAUGACCGCUGCGAGAUUAUGGCUGACAUGUGAUGCUGCCGGCGACUUCCUGACUGGGAAGCGGGACGUUUCUGUCACCGAUAAGGAACAGCAAAACCAUCACAAAAUAGCUGCCCGGCAUUUGCACCGAUGAAUCCAGAAUGUCACGUCGCUUGUUUUAAAAGCCCAAGGCUGAUUUGUGAUGCUUAGGGCUGGCCCUACGGUGAGGCAGAGUGAGGCGGUCGCCUCAGGCAGCAGAUGCUGGAUGGCUUGGAGGGGCAGCAGCAGCAGGCCUUCAGCCAUUCCAAAUUUUAUGUUUCAGGUGGCCUGCUGUUUCCCCCCCAAACUAGCCUGCUGUCUUCUGGUGUGGCUGAGGAUGCCGUCCCAUCACCUGCGUCCAGGGAGGAUUCAGCUGCCCACCCAGUUGGCUUCUGGGGGUGGAAUGAGGGCGCAUCUUGUCCUCCAUCCCAAACAACUCCUGAUUUGCAUGCAGAAGGUCCCAGGUUCAUCCCUCCCUUAACCCCCAAUCAUUUCCCCCCAACCACCGAUUGGUGGUUCCCUGAUUAUUAUUUUUUUGCAGCUGUUCCCCCCAUUCUAAAACAUUGAAACACCUCCCCAAAGGCUUAAUUACUGAGCAGUAAGAGCCUUGAGUUAAAUAUGCUGGUAUUUUGGCCACUUUGCCUUUGCUCCCACCCCAUUUUGUCUCUGACCCCUGCUCCAAAGCAGCAUUCAGGUUUCAGGCUGAAAGAGGUUCUCCCUACCUGAUUUGGAAGGAUGAGGUAGGUGGUGAUGGAAACACGCCUUCUGCUUGAGGCCCAGGAAUCUGCUGCCUGGGCAAGAUGGCCAAAUCGUCUCAAAGCAGUGCUCCUACCCCUCAACAGCAAAGCCCAAUGCCUGAGCAAAAAAUCCCAACGAAAUAUAUCUAUCUAUAUCUCCUUCUUUACCUCUUCCUUUGAAAUGAGAGGCUUUCCUUCUCUCAUUUCUGCCUCGGUUCCUUCUGCCUCAUCUCAGCUGCAACCUUGCACCAGAGUUUUCUGGUUGUCGUUGUUUUAAAUUGUCUCUAUAUCAGGGAUGUCGAACCUCGGGACCAUACCCAAACUUUGGCCUGUCUGGCGUCUUAAUCCACCCCUCUGAGGUUCCCUAGACGACUCCACCUGCUUUCCCUGGCUCACCUCCAAUCCCCUAUCAAUGACUGCUUAGUGGCUUUGCAGUUGUUCCCCCCCCCCCCACCCAUUCUAAAAGAUUGAAAGGCCUCUCCUAAGGCUGUAACUAGCAGUAAGACCUUUUAAGUUAAAAUAUACUGCUAUUUUUGGUAUGUUUGGCCUCUUGACUUUGGCCAUGCCCACCAAUAGAAUGCCCCUCCCAAACUUCUUCAAAAUUGAAUGUGCCCGUUGUUCCCCACCCCAAAAUUGGUGGUUUGAAUGCAAGCUAAAUUUGGUCUUUCUGCAGCUCCAUAGCUGUUCUCUGCUGAAUUUUGGCAAUUUCCACCCCUGUGGUGAAGCAGCAGGGAAGGGGGGAGGAAAUUGCCCCUUGAAUCCCAGACGUUUUCCACUCCUGAAAUAUAGGGUGCUUCGCCAUGGAGGGUUCCUAAUGCUACUGACCAAGACAUUGUGCAGCGAUUCUGUUAUUUCCUCCUUAAUAGAUUUGUGUAUGUGUGUGUGGAAAGAAAAACGCUGGAAGAAGCCAUGGGGGAAACGUGGGAGGCUUACAAGCAGAUUGUGUCACCCAGCCUCCCUGUAAAAUCCUGUGAAGGAGGCAGAGUGAUUGCAUGAUAAAGGGCUUCAUCUGGAAUCCCCCAGGACAUUUUUCGAUUUGAUUUUCUGCCAUUGUUCUGCCAUGCAGCUCUCCAAGGGAAUACAAGCCAUGUACACUCGCUUUUCUUUUACGUCCCCCUUCGUCUCUCCCAAUAACCUGGACUCUACAAGGAAGGAUAAAACAGCUCGAAAGGGAGUGGUGGCAACCACCAAGCACAUUCUCAAUAAAGUGUUUUGCUUUACGGA
Elgaria multicarinata webbii is the source of this 5658-nucleotide messenger RNA. RefSeq lists its product as uncharacterized. The transcript is spliced from 14 exons. The coding region runs from base 479 to 3712 and encodes 1077 amino acids. The record is from RefSeq and is a predicted model, not a curated record. Lineage: Eukaryota; Metazoa; Chordata; Lepidosauria; Squamata; Anguidae.